Messenger RNA from Penaeus chinensis, 3273 nucleotides. RefSeq names its product trichohyalin-like. The coding region runs from base 1 to 3273 and encodes 1090 amino acids. The record is from RefSeq and is a predicted model, not a curated record. Gene Ontology annotation, molecular function: protein binding; guanyl-nucleotide exchange factor activity. The transcript is spliced from 15 exons. Lineage: Eukaryota; Metazoa; Arthropoda; Malacostraca; Decapoda; Penaeidae.
AUGAGCAGACACCCGAAAGGGAAGAGCAGACUCUCGAACAUUAAAGCAGACUCCCGAACAGUCAGAGCAGACUCUCAAACAGUUAGAGCAAAUUCUCGAACAGUUAAAACAGAUUCUCGUACAGUUAAAGCAAACUCCCGAAAAGCUAAAGCAGACUCUCGAACAUUAAAGCAGACUCCCGAACAGUCAGAGCAGACUCUCAAACAGUUAGAGCAAAUUCUCGAACAGUUAAAGCAGAUUCUCGAACAGUUAAAGCAAACUCCCGAAAAGCUAAAGCAGACUCUCGAACAGUUAGAACAGACUCCUGAACAGGAAGAGCAGCUUCUCGAAGAGUUAAAGCAGAGUCUCGAACAGUUAUUGCAGAUUCUUGGACUGUUAAAGCAGACUUCUGAACAGCUAGAGCAGACACUCAAGCAGUUAAAGCAGAUUCUCGAACAGCAGACUCCCGAACAUGAAGAGCAGACUCCCGAACAGGAAGAGCAGACUCCCGAACAGGAAGAGCAGACUCCCGAACAGGAAGAGCAGACUCCCGAACAGGAAGAGCAGACUCCCGAAAAGGAUGAGCAGACACCCGAAAGGGAAGAGCAGACUCCCGAACAGUUAGAGCAGACUCUCGAACAGUUAAAGCAGACUCUCGAACAGUUAAAGCAGACUCCCGAACAGUCAGAGCAGACUCUCAAACAGUUAGAGCAAAUUCUCGAACAGUUAAAGCAGAUUCUCGAACAGUUAAAGCAAACUCCCGAAAAGUUAAAGCAGACUCUCGAACAGUUAGAACAGACUCCUGAACAGGAAGAGCAGCUUCUCGAAGAGUUAAAGCAGAGUCUCGAACAGUUAUUGCAGAUUCUCGGACUGUUAAAGCAGACUUCUGAACAGCUAGAGCAGACACUCAAGCAGUUAAAGCAGAUUCUCGAACAGUUAGAGCAGACUCCCGAGAAGUUAGAGCAGACUCUCGAACAGUUAGAGCAGACUUUCGAACAGUUAAGCAGAUUCUCGAACAAGCAGACUCUCAAACAGUUAGAGCAAAUUCUCGAACAGUUAAAGCAGAUUCUCGUACAGUUAAAGCAAACUCCCGAAAAGCUAAAGCAGACUCUCGAACAGUUAGAACAGACUCCUGAACAGGAAGAGCAGCUUCUCGAAGAGUUAAAGCAGAGUCUCGAACAGUUAUUGCAGAUUCUUGGACUGUUAAAGCAGACUUCUGAACAGCUAGAGCAGACACUCAAGCAGUUAAAGCAGAUUCUCGAACAUGAAGAGCAGACUCCCGAACAGGAAGAGCAGACUCCCGAACAGGAAGAGCAGACUCCCGAACAGGAAGAGCAGACUCCCGAACAGGAAGAGCAGACUCCCGAACAGGAAGAGCAGACUCCCGAAAAGGAUGAGCAGACACCCGAAAGGGAAGAGCAGACUCCCGAACAGUUAGAGCAGACUCUCGAACAGUUAAAGCAGACUCUCGAACAGUUAAAGCAGACUCCCGAACAGUCAGAGCAGACUCUCAAACAGUUAGAGCAAAUUCUCGAACAGUUAAAGCAGAUUCUCGAACAGUUAAAGCAAACUCCCGAAAAGUUAAAGCAGACUCUCGAACAGUUAGAACAGACUCCUGAACAGGAAGAGCAGCUUCUCGAAGAGUUAAAGCAGAGUCUCGAACAGUUAUUGCAGAUUCUUGGACUGUUAAAGCAGACUUCUGAACAGCUAGAGCAGACACUCAAGCAGUUAAAGCAGAUUCUCGAACAGUUAGAGCAGAUUAAAGCAGACUCCCGAACAGUCAGAGCAGACUCUCAAACAGUUAGAGCAAAUUCUCGAACAGUUAAAGCAGAUUCUCGAACAGUUAAAGCAAACUCCCGAAAAGCUAAAGCAGACUCUCGAACAGAAAAGCAGACUCCCGAACAGAAAGAGCAGACACCCGAAAGGGAAGAGCAGACUCCCGAACAGUUAGAGCAGACUCUCGAACAGUUAAAGCAGACUCUCGAACAGUUAAAGCAGACUCCCGAACAGUCAGAGCAGACUCUCAAACAGUUAGAGCAAAUUCUCGAACAGUUAAAGCAGAUUCUCGAACAGUUAAAGCAAACUCCCGAAAAGCUAAAGCAGACUCUCGAACAGUUAGAACAGACUCCUGAACAGGAAGAGCAGCUUCUCGAAGAGUUAAAGCAGAGUCUCGAACAGUUAUUGCAGAUUCUUGGACUGUUAAAGCAGACUUCUGAACAGCUAGAGCAGACACUCAAGCAGUUAAAGCAGAUUCUCGAACAGUUAGAGCAGACUCCCGAGAAGUUAGAGCAGACUCUCGAACAGUUAGAGCAGACUUUCGAACAGUUAAAGCAGAUUCUCGAACAGUUAGAGCAGACUCCCGAACAGAAAAGCAGACUCCGAACAUUAAAGCAAACUCCCGAAAAGCUAAAGCAGACUCUCGAACAGUUAGAACAGACUCCUGAACAGGAAGAGCAGCUUCUCGAAGAGUUAAAGCAGAGUCUCGAACAGUUAUUGCAGAUUCUUGGACUGUUAAAGCAGACUUCUGAACAGCUAGAGCAGACACUCAAGCAGUUAAAGCAGAUUCUCGAACAGAAGAGCAGGCUUCUCGAAGAGUUAAAGCAGAGUCCUCGAACAGUUAUUGCAGAUUCUUGGACUGUUAAGCAGACUUCUGAACAGCUAGAGCAGACACUCAAGCAGUUAAAGCAGAUUCUCGAACAACUCCCGAAACAGUCUAGAGCAGACUCUCGAACAGUUAGAGCAAGAUUCUCGAACAUUUUAAAGGCAGAUUCUCGAACAGUUAAAGCAACCCCCGAAAAGCUAAAGCAGACUUCCCGAACAGUCAGAUUAAAGCAGACUCCCGAACAGUCAGAGCAGACUCUCAAACAGUUAGAGCAAAUUCUCGAACAGUUAAAGCAGAUUCUCGAACAGUUAAAGCAAACUCCCGAAAAGUUAAAGCAGACUCUCGAACAGUUAGAACAGACUCCUGAACAGGAAGAGCAGCUUCUCGAAGAGUUAAAGCAGAGAAGAGCAGACUCUCAAACAGUUAAAGCAGGUUCUCGAACAGUUAAAGCAGACUCCCGGACAGUUAGAGCAGACUCCCGGACAGUAAGAGCAGACUCUCGAACAGUUAGAGCAGACUCUCUAACAAUUAAAACAGAUUCUCAAACAGAAGAGCAGACUCUUGAACAGGAAGAGCAAACUCCCAAAGAGGAAGAGCAGACUCUUUAUCUGUUAAAGCAGACUCCCGAACAGGAAGAGCUGAUUCCCGAACAGGAAGAGCUGACUCUUGAAAUGGAAGAGCUGAUUCUCUAA